AUGUAUAUCUGUGAAGAACCACCCGCAUAUUCGGAGUUCGACCCAAACCAGCAACUGGCCGGAAUAGAAGAGCCAACCGAUUCAACAAACCUAACAGGACAGAGCGAUGCGACAUUUACAAAGCUUUCAGCUGAAAUUAGGCGUCUAGACGAGAGGCUCCUCAACAAAUACCUACCAUUGUACCGUGGCUACCAGGAGAUAGGACACAGGGUCAUUCACGGCGAGAUAGCAGAUUGGUCCAAGGUGGAUCGUGAGGGAGUGUGCGCCAAGUUCAACAUUAGCGAUAACCAAUUCCAGCUUGCCAUCUACCCAGUCGACGAGGAAGUGGAUGGGUUUGUGUCUCUCUACUUGGAGUGUAUGUACAGCGAACAUACAAAGGAUCACCCUCACAUAUGUGUAUACUUUUGCCUUGCCUUAUCCAAUCCUGCUGACCCGUCCGUGUGUUGGAGGCAGGCAUUCGAGCACAGGUUUACAUAUGGCUCAAAUCUCCAUGGGUCGGGAAGGUUCAUUGAGCGCAGAGCCCUCAAGUCGAUACUGGAUGGGCACAGCAGGCCGAUUCUGGAGCAUGGCCGGGUCCGGGUCAGCGCAUUUGUGAGAGUCAUCUAUGAUGAAACAGGGAUAAUGUGGGGCGAGGGACUACGGAAGCGCUCACUGUACCCAAUUACCAGAUGCGCUGGGAUACGUCUACACCCAGAUUACCCGUACCUGGGCAUACUCCUCCAAACACUAUAUCACAUGAAGGCGGUUCGCCAUUCCAUUUAUCUGGCUCCCACUCAUGGGUUGGCACCAACACGAUCGGUUAUAUGUGCUAUUAAGCGGGUGUUUCUGAACCUCGAAACCAGCACCACAUUUGUGCAUAUAGGGGAGCUAGUCAGAGCUCUCAGACACGAAGCUGGUGAAAUGUGCACUGCUUUGAAUCGUCAGCAGUUUGACAGCCUAGUCCACAAAUACGUUGCGGAUGCCUUACAAACCACAGUAGCAACUGGAAUAACACGCAAGCUUUUCCGUGGCCGAGUCAGGACAUCAGUUUGUACUCCUGAUGCUCAACUUCGAGCCGUCGAUGUCGAGGACUUCUACACCCUGCAGCUCACCGUGCGUGGUUGCCUGAAUUUGCGCGAGUCCUUUGAGGACUUUUGUCGGCCUAGAGUUCUGGACAGCAGCUGCUUGCACAGUGGCCAACAAAGGGGCAGAUUGAGUGCAUACAAAACGACCAGCUUUGACAGCCUCCCACCUGUACUCCGCAUAUACUUAGAUUCUCCAUCGGGCAGUCAAGCCAAGGGCCACUCUGGCAACGCUGACCCAUAUGAGUACCCGCCAGCUAUAGACUUAGGCGAGUACAUUACUGACCCGGAUUCCAGCUCAGCCACAUGGAGGUAUGCCGCGUAUGGUGUGUAUCUCCGGAGCCAGACCUCGGCUACCUACGGCUACACUUUUUACCUGUGCCCUGGCAAGCCAAACAAGUGGGUAGAGUUUGCAGGCGACACGGUAGCGCCCGAACGCCAGUACAACGUGUUUGCAUCUUGCCCAGUGGCAGAUCCAGUGUCGAUUGUGAGGAAGAGCUCAAAGGCUCCGUAUGCGAAGCAAGGAAACGUGUGUGGACUAAUUUACAUUCGCGAGGAUCUGCGCGAGCUGAUACUGCGUAGCGGCGACAUUCACAGGCUCCACUCGAUCCUUUCACAUUAA
This is a messenger RNA of Linderina pennispora, 1683 nucleotides long. Its product is annotated as cysteine proteinase. Lineage: Eukaryota; Fungi; Kickxellomycota; Kickxellomycetes; Kickxellales; Kickxellaceae. Gene Ontology annotation, biological process: regulation of protein stability; protein deubiquitination. Gene Ontology annotation, molecular function: cysteine-type deubiquitinase activity; cysteine-type endopeptidase activity; protein binding. The record is from RefSeq and is a predicted model, not a curated record. The coding region runs from base 1 to 1683 and encodes 560 amino acids. Gene Ontology annotation, cellular component: nucleus; cytosol. The transcript is spliced from 2 exons.